Microdochium trichocladiopsis is the source of this 810-nucleotide messenger RNA. RefSeq lists its product as uncharacterized. The transcript has 2 exons. Bases 1 to 810 code for a protein of 269 amino acids. Lineage: Eukaryota; Fungi; Ascomycota; Sordariomycetes; Xylariales; Microdochiaceae. The record is from RefSeq and is a predicted model, not a curated record.
AUGGAGGCGUGCUGCACUUGCGCCAUGCUCCUGUCACAGGUCGAGCGAUAUAGCGAUUCUUCCGAGAAGCCACUCCCUCCGGAUCAUCGGCUGGAGUGCUGCCCCAGAGUCAUAUGCGGCGCCUGCAUUCGCAGCAACCCGAGGUUUAGGACAUAUUGCCCGUAUUGUCAAAUUUCUCAAACAACGAGUAGCCUCCCGCCGGGCCUCAAAGAGCCACCGUCGUAUGACGCGGUAGCCUCAACAUCUGAUCCAGCCGCCGUCGAAUCUCUAGCGCCGCCACCAUAUACGUCAUAUCCCACGAUUCACAGACCGUUUCGCAAUUCGUCCUCACCUCUCGACGAAAAGUCGGUGCCGCUGGAUGACGACGUCGCGGAGGAUACCCUGCACUUCCUCCAUCACCCCGAUGAUACAGUCUCCUCAUUAUCUUUGCGUUAUGGUGUCCCAGCGGAUGCGCUGCGGAGGGCGAAUAACCUCAAUGCAGACCAUUUAUUACUUGCGCGCCGGACAGUCAUAAUACCUGGCCAAUAUUACAAGGCAGGUAUCUCACUGUCUCCCCGUCCGGUUGAAGGUGAGGAGGAGGAGCUGCGCAAAGCCAAGAUUCGGAGGUGGAUGGUCAGCUGCAAAGUGCACGAGUACGACUUGGCGGUACUAUACUUGGAGCAGGCCGACUAUGACAUGGAUCUCGCCGUAGAAGCCUAUCUGGCAGAUGAGGAGUGGGAGCGCGCACAUCCUCUCGAAAGUACAAAGCGAGGGAAAACGGCAGCACGACCUCGUGGCGCGACGCGGGUACCAGGCUUCACUAGACGCUAG